Molecule: messenger RNA, 10846 nt
Organism: Pelodiscus sinensis (Chinese soft-shelled turtle)
Lineage: Eukaryota; Metazoa; Chordata; Testudines; Trionychidae
Source: RefSeq, a predicted model, not a curated record
AAAAAUUUUACUUUGCAAGAAUGCAUGUAAUACCAUAAGUCUGAAACAGUGCUUUCAAAUAAAUUUAACAAUACAUCAUUUAAUUUGCAGAAAUGUAAACAUUAGCAAACAUGCAAGUUGCAGUAUGUUUCAGCAGUAUGAUAUAUUCCAGAUUUUCUUUGUGUGUGUUUUUUUAAAUAAUGAAUUAAACUGGGUGAUAAGAGCAAUAGGUUUCACAGAAACUAAAGAGGUGAGGCAGCACCAUGUGAAAUUCUGCAAAGGGAUUAAGAUUUGGCACUGCACUCCUUUUCUCUGCAGGCUCUUAGGCAUAGCCUCUGUAGACGAGAACAGACUGUCAUCUUGUAUAGCCGAAUGCUAUUUGCUUGUUUUGGAUGUUUGUUUUAUUCCAGUUUCCAUUCUAUUGCGUUGUUUUUAUAAAUUGUUUGACUUUGGCUACACCACUAUGGCUACCCCUCUCAGAUCUACUGACAAAGGGAUCUUUGAUGAAGUAGAGUUUCUUAGUUUUAAAGAUGAUGAUGAUGGUAUCUCCAAAGCAUUGAUCUACAAUGCAGUGAAAGAGGAAGAGGGGGCAGAAGAUACUUAUGAAUAUUGUCUCCAUCCUCUGAGAGAGCUUCCAACAGUAGAUGCAGAUUACAGAUGCAAAAAUAUUUCUUUCGUAAAACCAUGUGUAGAAAGUGCUUGCUCUGAGUAUCGUGCCACUUUACAAAGGACAUCACUCUCUAACUUUGUCACUGGUGCUCUACUAGAAGCAACAACAUCACUGGGAGCAAGAAGUGGUCUUAUAAAUAUCUUUGGAGGGUCAGCUGGAAGAACAAUGCUUAAAGAACGUCAACCGUGCACAUCUAUGGCUGGUUCAAAUGCACUCCUCUCCAAUGUAGCUGGUAUCAGUAAAGAGCUAGCAGAACUUCAGUACCUCAUUCAGUUCCCAGAGGAGGUUGCCAGUAUUCUGACUGAACAAGAACAGGAUCUCUACCGAAAGGUCUUGCCCAUUGACUAUCUCUGCUUCUUAACCAGGGAUUUGGGUAACGCUGAAUGUCAGAGCAAACUUCCAUGCAUUAAAGCUUCCAUAUCUGCGACCAUUCUUUCCUCCCAAAAUGGUGAACACAAUGUUAUUGAAGAUCUUGUGGCAAGAUUUAAUGAGGUGAGCUCAUGGGUUACAUGGCUGAUCCUUACUGCCGGCUCUAUGGAGGAGAAACGAGAAGUCUUCUCAUAUUUAGUACAUGUGGCAAAAUGCUGCUGGAACAUGGGAAACUACAAUGCUGUAAUGGAAUUCUUGGCGGGGCUUAGGUCUAGAAAAGUUUUAAAAAUGUGGCAGUUCAUGGAUCAGUCUGAUAUUGAAACCAUGCGAAGUCUGAAGGAUGCUAUGGCGCAACAUGAAUCAUCCUCUGAAUACCGAAAAGUUGUAAAUCGUGCCCUGAAUAUUCCAGGCUGUAAAGUAGUUCCAUUCUGUGGUGUAUUUUUAAAGGAACUUUGUGAAGUACUAGAUGGAGCAGCAAGCCUUAUCAGACUUUGCCCACAGUAUAAUUCCCAGGAUGAAACAUUAGAGUUUAUUUCAGAUUACAAUGGGCAAGAUAAUUUCUUGCAACGAGUAGGCUACGAUGGUUUAAAUAAUUCAGAAAAAGAAUCAACAGCAAACAGCAUCUUUCAAACCAUUCGGAGCUGUAGCCGCAGUUUGGAAUCUGAAGAUGGAGAAGACAAUUUUAGUGAAGGAGGCAAUUCAAGAAAAAACUCACUGAAGGAUAAAAACCGAUACCAGUUUAUAAUUGGAGAUCUCUCAGAUUCAGAAAGUGACAUAUCUGAGCAGUCAAAAGAAUGGGACACAAAUACGACUGAAGAGCAGCAAAAGGCCUACAGUCAUGGAAUAGAACUCAUUCCUUGGUAUAUCUUAUCAAUCAGAGCUGAUGUCCAUCAGUUCAUGCUUCAAGGGGCAACUGUCAUACAUUAUGACCAAGAGAUGCAUCUCUCGGCACGCUGUUUUCUUCAGCUGCAACCUGACAAUAGUACUUUGACAUGGAUAAAACCCACCACAACUUGCCCUGCAAAUACUAAAGUAAAACUGGGUGUGUUAAGUAGCACUGCUGAGCUUGGUAAAUUUCAGUUUCUUGGCAGUACUGGAUUGAAUGGACUGGUGGAAGGUUUUUUGGAUUUGUUUUCAGCAAAGGCUGUGUACAUGGGACACCCUGGCAUUGAUUUGCACACUGUGUGUGUUCAAAAUAAACUUUGUAGUAUGUCCCUUGAAGAGAAUGGUGUAACACUGCUAUAUGGACUUCAGACUACUGAUAAUAAGUUGCUGCAUUUUGUGGCUCCAAAAUAUACUGCCAAAAUGCUGUAUGAUGGAUUGCUGGAAUUAACAAAAGCUGUAAGAAAAAUGAGGAAAUUCCCUGAUCAGAGAUUGCAAUGGCUACGGAAACAGUAUGUUUGCCUUUAUCAGGAGGAUGGCAGAUUUGAAGGCCCAACUUUGGCCCAGGCUGUUGAACUGUUUGGAGGCAGACGCUGGAGUGCCAGGAAUACAAGCACAGGAGCCCUGAUCAAAAGCACAGAGAAACCCAGUGUGCAGAGAAACAACACUCUAGGAAUAAACACAGCCAAGAAAAAGAAGAAAGUCAUCAUGAGGGGCGAAAGUGGAGAUGCUACUGAUGAUGAGAUGGCAACUCGUAAGACAAAAAGUUAUAAAGAAUAUCGUAAUAGAAGUGGUUCAGAUCCUCAAGACAUUGAUGAACAAGAAGAAUCAGAUCAGAAUAUAGUGAUUAGCCCCUCUCUCUCUAACACUCUACCAUCUAGAAGAGCUCAUUCUCUGACUACAUCUGGAUCCCCUACCUUAGCAGCCGGGGCUUCUGCACCAAUCAGACCAGUUUCCUCUCCUGUAAUGUCACCUUCAAGCAAGAACCAAUCUAGUACUUGGAGCAGCAGUAGCUGGCAUGGCCGAGUCAAAGGAGGAUUGAAGGGUUUUCAGAGCUUUAUGGUUUCUGAUAGUAAUAUGAGUUUUGUUGAGUUUGUAGAGCUCUUCAAAUCUUUCAGUGUUCGAAGCCGCAAGGAUCUUAAAGACCUCUUUGAUGUCUAUGCUGUACCCUGCAAUCGAUCAGGAUCUGAUUCUACUCCACUUUAUACUAAUCUGAAAAUUGAUGAGAACACCAGUGGACUCCAACCUGAUUUAGAUUUAUUGACCAGGAAUGUUUCAGAUCUGGGUUUGUUCAUUAAGAGUAGACAGCAGCUAUCAGAAAACCAGAGACAGAUAUCUGAUGCCAUUGCUGCGGCUAGUAUUGUAACUAAUGGAACUGGAGUGGAAAGCACAUCACUAGGAAUAUUUGGAGUGGGCAUCCAGCAACUCAAUGACUUCUUAGUGAAUUGCCAAGGUGAACACUGCACCUAUGAUGAAAUCCUCAGUAUUAUCCAGAAAUUUGAACCCAGUGUCACUAUGUGCCAGCAGGGGCUACUAUCAUUUGAAGGAUUUGCAAGGUUUUUGAUGGACAAAGACAAUUUUGCUUCAAAAAAUGAUGAGUCACAAGAGAAUGCUGAAGAGUUGCAACUACCACUAUCAUAUUAUUACAUUGAGUCUUCACACAAUACUUACCUCACAGGCCAUCAGCUUAAAGGAGAAUCCUCAGUAGAGCUUUACAGCCAGGUUCUCUUACAAGGCUGUAGGAGUGUGGAAUUAGACUGCUGGGAUGGCGAUGAUGGGAUGCCUAUCAUUUAUCAUGGACAUACUCUCACUACUAAGAUCCCUUUUAAGGAUGUAGUUGAAGCUAUUGAUCGCAGUGCCUUUAUCACCUCUGAUAUGCCAAUCAUCAUAUCUAUAGAAAAUCACUGUUCAUUGCCACAGCAACGCAAGAUGGCUGAAAUUUUUAAGAAUGUAUUUGGAGAUAAACUGGUAACUAAGUUUUUAUUUGAGAGUGACUUCUCUGAUGAUCCAAUGCUCCCUUCACCGGACCAAUUGAGGAGAAAAGUGCUUUUGAAAAACAAAAAACUCAAAGCCCAUCAAACUCCAGUGGAUAUUUUAAAACAAAAGGCUCACCAGCUGGCAUACAUGCAAGCCCAGGCCAGUAAUGGUGGCAAUGCUGGUAACCCUGCCACUAAUAAUGAAGAGGAGGAGGAUGAAGAGGAUGAAUAUGAUUAUGACUAUGAAUCUCUUUCUGAUGAUAACAUUCUGGAAGACCGACCUGAGAAUAAAUCAUCCAGUGAUAAACUGCAAUUUGAAUAUAAUGAAGAAACUGCCAAGAGAAUUAAGAAGACUGAUUGCAUUACUUACAACAAUAAAGGAAAGGUUUAUGACAUGGAACUGGGUGAAGAAUUUUAUCUUCCACAAAAUAAAAAAGAAAGUAGACAGAUAGCACCCGAACUCUCAGAUCUUGUUAUCUAUUGCCAAGCUGUGAAAUUUCCUGGCUUGUCAACACUGAACCCAUCUGGCUCUAGCAGAGGAAAGGAAAGAAAAAGCAGGAAGUCCAUUUUUGGCAACAAUCCUGGCAGACUAAGCCCUGGGGAACCAGCAACACUUGCCAAGGCAUCUGGAAAAGGUCCUUUUGAGAGUGCUCGGCAAACCUGGGAAGAACUUUGUUCUCCUCCUUUCAACCCUACUACUUCUCUCAGUGCUAUCAUAAGGACGCCUAAGUGCUAUCAUAUCUCUUCACUGAAUGAGAAUGCUGCCAAACGUCUGUGCAGACGGUAUUCUCAGAAACUGAUUGAGCAUACCACCUGUCAGCUGUUGAGAACAUAUCCUGCUGCCACACGCAUUGAUUCUUCAAACCCCCAUCCUCUUAUAUUCUGGCUCCAUGGAAUACAGCUAGUGGCUGUUAACUACCAAACUGAUGAUCUCCCUUUGCAUCUUAAUGAAGCAAUGUUUGAGGCGAAUGGCGGCUGUGGGUAUGUUUUGAAACCUCCAGUUCUGUGGGACAAGAACUGUGCAAUGUACCAGCAAUUUUCUCCAUUAGACCGAGAUCUGUACAAUGUGGAGCCAGCUAUAUAUUCUUUAACAAUUGUGUCUGGACAAAAUGUUUGUCCUAGCAACAGCACAGGAAGUCCAUGCAUUGAAGUUGAUGUACUUGGGAUGUCUCUGGAUAGCUGCCAUUUCCGCACAAAACCCAUUCAUCGCAAUACUCUCAACCCCAUGUGGAAUGAACAGUUUCUCUACAGGGUUCAUUUUGAGGAUCUAGUCUUUCUUAGAUUUGCAGUUGUUGAAAACAACAGUUCAGCUGUAACUGCUCAAAGGAUCAUUCCAUUAAAGGCUCUAAAAAGAGGGUAUAGACAUCUCCAGCUACAAAACUUACACAAUGAAGCCUUAGAAAUCUCAAGUUUAUUCAUAAAUAGUCGGAGGAUGGAAGAAAAUCCCCCUGGGAAUGUUGUGCCUACUUCUUUGCUGUUUAGCACAGAGGAGAGAAGAGCCUCAAUAUCGUACAAGGUCACAAUACAUGGAAUUCCAGGCCCUGAACCCUUUACUGUUUUCACUGUAAGUGAAGAGACUACAGCAGCACAGCUUCUUCAUCAAAUUUUGGCUACCACAAAAAGCACUGAAUCCUGUACUCUAGAUUAUUUUCUGAUGGAGGAAAAAUGUUUUAUAUCCAAAGAAAAGACUGAGUUCAGGAAACCGCCAUUCCAGAGAGUGAUUGGUCCUGAGGAAGGGUUAGUGCAGCUUUUGAACAGCUGGUUCCCAGAAGAAGGAUAUGUUGGAAGAAUUAUCUUUAAAACCCAAGAGGAAAAUUUGAGUGAGAGAAACUUUUUUCAAGAAGAGAAAGAAGAUGCAAAUUUUAUCUCUGAAGAUGACAGCUUCUUUGUUCAAGUGCAUGAUGUUUCCCCAGAGCAGCCUCGCACAGUCAUAAAAGCUCUGCGCUUUAGCACAGCACAGGAUGUCAUACAACAGACUCUUUGUAAAGCGAAGUAUUCCUACAGCAUUCUAAGCAAUCCUAACCCAAAUGAUUACGUCCUCUUGGAGGAGGUGACCAAAGAGCUAACGAACAAAAAGUCUUCAACAGCUAAACCAUCACAGAGAAUUCUCUCUGAUCAUGAGUGCGUAUUUCAGGCUCAAAGCAAGUGGAAGGGAGCAGGAAAGUUUAUCCUUAAACUUAAAGAACAGGUUCAGGCAGCACGAGAUGAUAAAAGAAAAGGCAUUUCAUUUGCCAGUGAACUUAAAAAGUUAACCAAGUCAAGUAGACAGUAUCGGGGCUUCACAUCAUCACCUUUGCAGAGCUCACCAGACAAUACCCAGACUAAAGAUGAAAAACCUGCAGGACAAUAUGACAGUAUGGAAUAAUAUCCGUAACUACCAGAAGUAUGUUUAUGCAGGUUACUUAAAGACCCUAAAUGGCAAAGGAAAAAACCAAACACAGGCAGGCAAAAACAGGGAGACACGGAUUUCAUCUUUCCACAUAGCCUUGCAUAACUGGAACCAACAUCUCAAAUACCUGAUUUAAGAUACCUUUUUGGAAUGUCCAUGAAGGAAACUGCUGAGGCCUAAACUAUUCAGCACUAGCUUUGCCUAAUCCAGACUGUGCUUCUUGAUGACGGACACAGAUCUGGUAAUGCUGAGUGGGAUGUUAGUUUCUAAUUGUUGGAAAGAUGCUUGCCAGCAUUUGAGAGAUUCCUAAGCAGACUUCUUAAAUUGUAUUUUGUAAACAGAAACAUGCCUUUUUUAUUAAACAAAAGAUAUUUUAACUAAUUGCUUUAAGGGAAGAGAGUUAGCAUUAAAGUGUUCUGUGUAUUAUAUGAAAAUAAUGAACCUUUAAUGGUUCCUGUUUAACACUGUUAGGUGAUUGUAAAAAUGUAUUUACAUAUAAUGUAACUUUCUUGGCAUCACAGAUUUAAAUUUGGUGAUAUACUUAAAAUGCUUACUAUAGUUAUUUAUGGAUUAUCUACUUUCAUAAAAUAAUCAUGUACAAAUAGCUAAAUACACCUAACUGAUAGUGAUAUUUUGACCAGGAACAACAUUUUCUUCAUCUAAAUUCUAGUUUUGAAGACUUGAGUUUCAAGUAAAAAUGAUUAUUUAUUUUCAUGUUCCAAGGUCUGUACCAGCGUGUAAUAUAUUUAUCAUACCUUACUUUUUAAACACUGCAGAUUCUUUUGGGGGGGAGGCAAACAUAGUAAUUAUUUUCUGUUUGAAAAGAAACAUUCAAAAAAAGUAACUAUUUGAAAUUGACCAAAAUAUAAUGGUGUUUGAAAAUUGUUAUUGCUUAAUGUUUCAAUUGUGAAAUCAGGGUAAAGUAAUUUCUCUACAUUACAGUGGUUGUUAGAUGACUAUAAAAUUUAGAUCGAGAAUGAAAAAUAUUGUAAAUAAGAAAAUGAUUUUCCUCUUAUACUCAUUGUGUAAAGAACCCAGGCUACUCAAUUCAUUUUCCAAUAUAAACCUUAACUUUUUGUUUAUGUAGAAGCACUGCUGUAAACUUUUGUAUAUGUUUGAAAUAACGAUCUCUUGAUAUUUUUAAGAAGUGUUAAUAAUAGCUAUAUCAUCUUCUCCAGGCUGAGUCAAAACAUGCAAAGUGUUUAUUAGUAAAAAGAAGUUCACACUAACUUAUACAAAGUAAGGGCACAACUGAAACAACUGCUGAGGUCACCCAUCCUUUGAUGUUCAUACAUAAGACCCUUGUCUUAUAUCUAAAGUGCUCGGCCCAACCUUUGGCUACACUUCAGACAAUAAGUCUGAUGUAGAAUUGUCAAAUCAAGUUAACUAAAUUAAAAGGACAGUCAAGAGAAGAAAGGCUCCAUUAAAACAAUCUGAAACUGAAUGAAAUGCAGGGAGACUAUUCAGGCAGUCUGAUUAGCUAAUACACAGGAGUAUUCUCUGUGCUGGAGAGUAUACGGUCAAUGAAAUACCAUCUAGCACAAACUGCUGCUGUUUCUAAGACAGACAUUACAGAUAGAUAUAGAUUUUCACAAAAUUACAAUCUAACCAAGGCAUUGUGAUUGCUGCCUCCACGAAAUAAACGUAAAAUUAAAAGAAAACAACUUAUGGCUUUGCUUUCUAAGUGUGGAGACACUAUGCUGCCUUUAAGUAAAAGCAGCUGUCACUCUUCUGUGGGCAGGAAGUGCCCUCAUCAGGCUGAUUCCAAAAUAAGAAAAAAAUUAAACUGCACAUCCAAAACUCACCCAAUAGUCAUUCACUGGCCAGUCAAAAUAUUGAACCCAUGAACUUACAUUCUUAUUUUGAAAUUCACCUGUCUUUAUCCCACUUUAAAAAUCAGUAACCAUACCAGCUAAUCCUCUUACUGUUUUAAAUUCUGAAAAAUGAGCAGUAUUUUCAAGCAUUGCUAUGUCAUUUAUUUAAACAUGGUUUUUAGAUUACUGAUGAGUUUGAAAAGUGAGUAGGCAUGUAAAAGCCACUUUUUUUUACAGAACACAUGAGCGUAAGCUGCUUAGGUUUUUAUGAAAAUCCUGUUUUUUGAAAAUGGGAUUUAGACCUCUAAAUUACUUCAGAUUUUAGGUCAAAUUUUCCAGGAAUGUUUAAGUCUCCUCCUGUUUAUGAUGAGCAAAAAAGCUCUUUGGAAUUCCUUAUCAUGCUCUUCUAUCUAGUCCUUCCAUAUCUAAUUCUAAAGUAACCAGACCUAGUAACCAGUGAGAGGGGUACAGAAAAUUCAGUUUCUGUGGCACAUAAUGCAGAACUGAUAUUUAUGUUAAAUUACAAGAUCUUGUAUAAACUUAAAAAACAACAAAUAGUCUGGUAGCAUUUUAAAGACUAAUACAACAUGUAGAUGGCUAGAUUGUUAGUCUUUAAAGUGCUACCAGACUAUUUGUUGUUUUUUAAGUUUAACCUGUACAGACUAACUCAGCUAUCCCUCUGAAGCUUAAGAUCUUAUAUAUGUGCAUUACCCCUUCAAGUAAUAUUUGCAUCAAUAGUAUUUAACUACUGUAUAUCUUCCAUGCAACCUUUGGAUGAAAGUCUGAUCCCCUUUUUAAAAAAGUUCUUUAUAUAAAGAUUUUGUUAUAGAAUGUGAAAUUGCCAGAGUUUAGAAUAUUGGUUGUUAAAUGCACUUGAAAAUACCCGUGCUUUUGAUGAACAGAUUCUGCCUAAUUUCAGUAGCACUGAUUGUAAGGUGGUUGGUUCCUGCCAAGUUUGGGCACCAGUGUUAAGUACAGUUUUGGGAAAAACGUGUAAAUCUACUACAGAUCCAGCAGAGGGAGAGCUCUCGUGUGUAUGCCACAAACAAUUUUAUUUCUUACUGCUACUAGACUUGAAAGAAAAUUUAGAUGAGGUCAUCCUCAACAUCCUAGUUUAUAACAUGGUAAAAUAUGGCAUCCAUUAAAGAGCAACAAUUCUGCAUUAUUUGUGACAUACCCUCAUUGUGUAAUUGAAUAUGGUUUAGCAUAAGGACAGUUUUUCUUUGAUAGUUAUUUUAGCUUUGCCCAGCUGUUGUCAAUACUUACAGGCCACAGGAUAAAAUCUACUUCACACUGCUGUGAAAGCAAAGUGGUAACAAGAUAAUCUAGCAUUUUGCAUGCUCAGUUAAAAAAGGGCAGGGGAACCUUUUUUGGGUUGGGGGCCACUGACCCACAGAAAAAUCAGUCGAGGGCAACACACAAAAACAUCAUUUAUGUGGCGCCCGACUGAGAAGGAGAAGCACAUUCCCCUGAUAUACCAGAGCCUAGUGGAGUCCAGCCUUGUAGAUCUUGUGUGUGUUCCAGUACUGUCUGUGUGUGAGGUAGUGGAGGGACUGGAGCGCCAGCAUAAGCUCCCCAAUUCAGGGGGGGGCCUAAGCCUCAGGUGCUGGAUCCAGGCAGGUAAGGGGCUGCAUCCAGCCCCUGGGUCUGAGGUUCCCCACCCUGUGUUAAAAAAUCAUUUUAGGGAGGUGGGCAUGUUAAGAAUUUUCCCAGACUGAUUAUACUGAAUUAGGGUGGGGUUUUUUCCAUUAAUGUACAUCAAUUUAUUGAUGUUUUUAAAAAAUAGGGAGCCUGAUGAUUAAUCAACACAUUAUUUGUUGCAUUUCUGCAUUAGUUAAUUGCAUUCAUGUGGUUUUGGUCACAGACAAAGUAGAGGGAGCACACAAGCUUUUCAUUGGUCUAAAAAUUCCCAAAAAUAUAAGUUAGCUCUUUGCUAUGCAGCUUUCUGUUUUGGUAGCUUGCUUACAACACCAUAAACAGAUUUAACAUCAUGCUGUUUGUUUAAUUGGAAAAUUUGUCCUGCUUACUCACAGAUUUCCUUUCUUCAAAAAAACAAGUCCACAGAUACAUAUUAAUGGGCUAAUAGAGGGACAUUUGUGGUUCUGCUUGCAUCUGAAGUUCAGAUUGAAUGACAUCAUAUAGAUCUGUGGACCCAGGUUUGAAAAAGAAACAUUUUUAUUACAAAUUUAAUAGGAAAUAAUUUACCACUGCUCAGUAUAUAAUAUAAGCCUUCCUGAAAUCUACACAUGGUAACAGGACUCACCAUGGGCAGCCUAUUACCUGUUUUGCAAAGAAAACAUUUUAUUUUACACUAAACUGUUUUUUUUAAAGCUUCCUACCUAUGUCUGUGUUUGUUCUUAUGUAUAGUGAAUACAAAUAUCCAUGCUUGUAUGGGAUUGUCAUUGGAAGCCAUAAGUACUGGCUGUGCUGCAACACUCUUCAGCUUUCAGGAAAUAGAUUGUUGUAUAGGCUGCGUUCUAUCAAGUUUUAAGGAGAUAAAAUACACAAAAGUAAUAAGUCACAUUUUAAAAACAUACAUCACAUCUGGUUUUAGUUUUGACUAAUAUUACUUGGUAGAAUGUCUCAAUAAUAAUUGUUUGAAAUAAAAUUUACCUCUAGAGCAGGAGUGGGUAGAAUAGGGUCCACGGGCCUGAUCCAGCCUGCCAACCCCUUUGAUCUAGCCGGCAGGCGUUCCCCCCACCCCCAGGCAAAUCGAGACAUGGGAACAAGAAGUCUCCUCCCCCCCCCACCAGGGGCAGGCAGCCUA